CCUCCAUCUCAUAACUCCUCUCACACACCCAAAAGAAAAGACAACUAAGUCCUCUCUCUCUCUCUGUUUCUGUCUCUGUCUCUCUGUUUUCUCUGUUUCUCCCUCUGGCUAAGUUCUUCAAUGGCCGGCCUGUGGGGACAGAGCAUUCACCAUGUGGGCCCAAACCCAUCAAUCAGUAGAAGUAACUCAUUGAAUAGCAGCAGCAGCAGCGGCAGUGGGUGCUAUUACAACAGCUACAUGGAGCUGAGCAGCAACAACUACACGAUGAUGGAGAAGAGGCAGCUUUUUCUUAGAAGCUAUCAGUUCAGCAGGAAGAAGAGCCUGACAGAGAGGAUCAAAGGGUCUUUUUGCAAAGCCAAGAAGGUCAUAUGGCUGAGGCUGCGUUCAGCUCGGAAGCUUAGGAAGUUGGUCUGCUUUAGACUCAGAUAUGGACUUGCCUACCGGAGAAGAAGACUCUGCCGUCUCCUGAACAAUUACCACCAUACCCGCAAAUGCAAUAACUCCUACUGUUUCUGGUAGAAGAAGUACUAGUACUCUUGUAAUUUCUUUUUUUUUUCCUUUUGGUUUUCUUUAUUUUAGAAGAAAAAAGUGCCAAAUUUUGGUGUUGUUCCCACGAGGUAACCAGUUAUAUACAUGAUGAUUUCCAUUCUCUUUAUUUGGUGAUCUAGUUGUUAAUGUC
Molecule: messenger RNA, 679 nt
Organism: Prunus dulcis (almond)
Lineage: Eukaryota; Viridiplantae; Streptophyta; Magnoliopsida; Rosales; Rosaceae
Exons: 1
Coding region: 121-519 (132 amino acids)
Source: RefSeq, a predicted model, not a curated record